AUGCUGACCCUGCUGCUCUUCCUCGUGCUCAACCACUCCGUCAUGGUCGCGGGGGCGGACAGCGACGACGACCCCGACUUCGACCUGCGCUAUGCUAUCCUUCUCGGAGGACUGUUCGUUCUCCUCGUCUACCAACUGAUCCCGAGGCGUCACCGCAAGAUCAGCUACGAGGAGCAGGAGGAUUUCGAAAAACAAUUCGACGACCCGGCGCUCCCGAACGGCGCUCGGGCGAUCAAGGGCUUCCUGAAAUAUCGG
Mesorhabditis spiculigera is the source of this 255-nucleotide messenger RNA. The record is from the annotation of a GenBank genome assembly. Lineage: Eukaryota; Metazoa; Nematoda; Chromadorea; Rhabditida; Rhabditidae.